AUGUCUCCGUCAGUAGUCCUCCAUCGCCAACUCCAUCAAGCGCCUGCCACCGCCCUCUCGGGCGAAGGCAGCUACAUCACCGUCGAAGAUGGAAGACGAAUUCUAGAUGCCACCGGAGGUGCCGCCGUAUCAUGUCUCGGCCACAGCAACGCGGAAGUAAAACAGGCCAUGAUUGAUCAAAUAAAUCAGCUCUCGUACUGCCACACUGCUUAUUUCUCCACCAAGCCAGUUGAGGAGUUAGCUUCGAUGCUGAUAGAGUCUACCAGCGGGAAGAUGAGUAGAGUGUAUAUCGUUGGAUCUGGAUCCGAAGCAAUGGAAGCAGCAAUGAAACUAUCAAGACAAUUCUACCUCGAAAAAAGCACACCCGAACCCCAGAGAACGAAAUUCAUUGCCCGUAAACAGUCCUAUCAUGGAAUAACUCUUGGUUCGUUAUCCAUGGGCGGCCACAACUUCAGACGUGAACUGUUUGAACCUAUCUUACUCCCCAAUGUCUCGCAUGUUUCGCCUUGCAAUCCUUAUCGAAAUCGUAAGGAUGGUGAAUCAGAUGAGGAGUACGUUGCUAGACUAGCAAAUGAAUUGGAUGCGGAGUUUCAACGUCUAGGGCCAGAAACGGUGUGUGCUUUUGUUGCCGAGCCGGUUGUUGGUGCAGCAAUGGGCUGUGUCCCUUCUGUGCCAGGCUACUUCAAAGCCAUGAAAGCUAUAUGCGAAAAGUACGGAGCCCUUUUUAUAAUGGAUGAAGUAAUGUCCGGGAUGGGCCGUUGCGGGACACUACACGCCUGGCAGCAAGAAGAUGUAGUUCCGGACAUGCAAACCAUCGGCAAAGGUCUAGGUGGUGGCUAUGCGCCAGUCGCAGGUCUACUUAUUGGCGACAAAGUGAUCAAAACCUUAGAAGAGAGCAUGGGUAGCUUUCGACAUGGUCAUACGUAUCAGGGACAUCCGGUAUCCUGUGCUGCGGCCGUGGCUGUUCAAAAGGUCAUUGAGAAAGAGAAUUUGGUUGAGAAUGUGAGGAUGAUGGGUGCAUUAUUAGAAGAGGAGUUACGAAGCCGGCUUUCGGAUCACCCUCACGUAGGCGACAUUCGAGGAAAGGGGUUGUUCUGGGGUAUCGAAUUUGUACGUGACAAAGCAACCAAAAAGCCAUUCGAUCCAAAACUACAACUGGCAUUCAAGAUCCAGGGCAAGGGACUCGAAGCCAACCAUGGUAUUUCACUGUAUGGUGGUCAAGGCACGGCUGAUGGGAUUGCGGGAGAUCAUAUAUUGCUCGCGCCGCCUUAUAAUACUACGAAAGAGGAGAUUGUACGUAUUGCAGAGCUUGUGCAGGGUGUGCUUGAGGAGGUCUUUGGUGAGUUGGAUGAGGAAACAGUUAUCUAG
This is a messenger RNA of Talaromyces marneffei, 1368 nucleotides long. RefSeq lists its product as uncharacterized. Bases 1 to 1368 code for a protein of 455 amino acids. Lineage: Eukaryota; Fungi; Ascomycota; Eurotiomycetes; Eurotiales; Trichocomaceae. Gene Ontology annotation, molecular function: pyridoxal phosphate binding; transaminase activity. Gene Ontology annotation, cellular component: cytosol. The record is from RefSeq and is a predicted model, not a curated record. The transcript has 4 exons.